Molecule: messenger RNA, 1098 nt
Organism: Papaver somniferum (opium poppy)
Lineage: Eukaryota; Viridiplantae; Streptophyta; Magnoliopsida; Ranunculales; Papaveraceae
Exons: 3
Coding region: 1-1098 (365 amino acids)
Molecular function (GO): RNA-DNA hybrid ribonuclease activity; nucleic acid binding
Source: RefSeq, a predicted model, not a curated record
AUGUUGAAAGUCAGGGAAGAAAUGAGAGAGGGAUGUUGUUGGAUAAUUGUGAAUGGUGGCAAUAUUGAUAUAUGGGAUGAUCCAUGGAUACCAAGCAUUCCAGCAAUGAAACCAGAGAAGAGGGAUAAUGGAGAUCAUGGUACAAAGAAGGUGAAAGAUCUUAUUAUACAAGGAGAACGGAGAACCCCUUCUACUUCAACUAAUAAUGAGCUUCCAUGGAAGAAAUAUUGGAGUGUGAGAAAUAUCCCUCCAAGAAUUCAAAUGUUUGGUUGGAGAAUGCUCAAAAAUGGUCUCCCUGUAGCUAGCAAUAUCAAGAAGCACAUUCAAGGAAUAAAUGAUGAUUGCAGGUUGUGUGAAAGACACACUGAAUGCAUGGAGCAUCUGUUUUUAUACUGUCAGCUGACUCAGGCAGUACUCUUUGCUUCACCAUUAAGUCUCAGAAUUGGGGAGUGCCCAAAUUUAUCAGUUAAAGACAUCAUUUUUAUGUGGCUGGAAGAAGGGGGUGACUAUGCUAAACUGGGAAUGGGAUUGUGUGUUUUAUGGGCAAUAUGGAAGGGUAGAAAUGAUGUUGUCUUUAACAAGAAGAAGUUCAAUAUAAGGGAGAAGGACUACUGGGAACCACCGGAAGGAGAGAAAAUAAAGAUCAACUUUGAUGGAGCUGCAGGGCCAAAAGGAUUCGCUUGUGGAGUAAUUGCCAGGGAAAAAAGGGCUAAGGUGCAGGGGUGCCAAAACAAGAUAAUUGACUACUGCACAGCAGUUGAAGCAGAGGCAUACAGUGCAGGUCUGGCAGUGGAGCUGGGGAUCAAUAAAGGAUUCAGAGACAUCAUCCUGGAAGGUGACUCACUGAACGUUAUAAAUGCACUGAGAUAUAAGCAUUACAACUCAAGCUGGAGGAUCCAGAACACCAUUAGCAGCAUCAGAGAUGACCUGAGAAAGUUCAACUCGGUGGAAUUCCGAAUUAUCAGAAAGAAUGCCAAUAACGUGGCACAUAAUCUAGCAUCUCUAGCUGCAUCUACCCACACUUCGAAUGUGUGGCUAUCUUCCCCUCCUCUGAGUAUUGUUCAUCUCAUUGAGAAUGAGCAGUAUGCUACUAGCUAG